Messenger RNA from Orbilia oligospora ATCC 24927, 837 nucleotides. RefSeq lists its product as uncharacterized. The record is from RefSeq and is a predicted model, not a curated record. Lineage: Eukaryota; Fungi; Ascomycota; Orbiliomycetes; Orbiliales; Orbiliaceae. The transcript is spliced from 6 exons. Bases 1 to 837 code for a protein of 278 amino acids.
AUGCGGCUUUGGAGAUCGUUGGUUUUAAAGAAAUCUUGGGCCUUUCGAAUUCCUGGCAACACACAAAAUACAACACUACUUCAAAUCUUACCUGUCACGUCGUCAAGACCAGCUAGCAUUAGGGUCGGUUUAUCUUUGCCUAGUUAUUCUGGGAACCAGAUUCAAACAAAAAUAUCGAGGGCGGAGAUGUCGGACGAUAAUAAAUUCUGUGAUCAGACCAUGGGGGCUGCUGAGGAUAACGCUGAGAUUCUCAAUGCGACUUCAGCCUCUAAGGAUGUGAAGGAGCCUCCUGUUCAAGCGGAAUCCAGUCAGAAGGUCGAAGCUGAGAAGCCGCUACCAAAGCUGACAGCUGCAGAGUUCAAAGCGUAUAAUAGAUUAGCGGUUGUCAUGGAUCAAUAUCACAACCAUUUCCGCGCAACAUGGACAGAGAUUAUCACAGGUUUAAGGAAAUCGCGGCCGAAGAACCAGUCACUUCGUCAAUUUCUUAGCAUUGCACAAGGGUUCUGCCGGAUGUUAGAUGCCCACCACAAUAUAGAAGAAAGCUACUUCUUCCCCAUUCUCGCCAAAAAAAUGCCUGCCUUCCAGAAACACAAUAAGGAGCAUGGGGAGAUGAUUGCUCAUCACCGCCAGAUACACAAGGGUCUUGAUAAGUUCGAGGAUUAUGUGAACGCAUGCAAAAGUGGCGAGAAGGACUUUGUUGCAUCUGAUAUGCUAGAACUAAUGGAGUCGUUUGAAAAGGUGCUAUGGCAGCAUCUGGACGAAGAAGUUCAACAACUCGGGGCGGAAAAUAUGCGAAAGUACUGGACGCUUGAGGAGUUAAAAAUGAUACCAAUGUAG